CCAAGAAGAACAGCGAUGGAUGCACGACACCUUCCCUAUCGGUCAGAUGUGGGCAGCUGGACUCCAGAUGAUCUGGCAGACUACUUCAGGAGGUUGAACUACAAGGACUGUGAGAAAGUUGUGCGGAAACAUAGCAUCACUGGGCAAAGGUUUCUGAACAUGUCUGAAAAUGAUCUUCAGAGGUUUCCAAAGCUAAGAAUGCCAAUUCUAAGUAAAUUAAGUAUGGAUAUAAACCGAAAUGAAGAAAAAAGAAGUAUUUUUCCAAAACGUACAUAUACACAGAAGGUUCCUCAAAAUACAGACUUUGGACCAGAAGAAGCUGAUAGCUGGUCUUCUUUUGAAAGUGAUGACUAUGAAUGUCCAGAUGACCAGGAACCUGGAGUAGACUAUGAAUCACCAAAUGAUGAAGAUGGUGUAGGGGAUGAAAAUGAUGGCGACUAUGAACCUCCUCCUUCAAAUGAUGAGGAGACGCACCGUAAUGCUAUAUUUCCUUCCAAAUCAAUUCCAACACCCUCUGAAUACAUAGAUAGAAGUGCACCAGUUAAAACAUCUCUUCAGCCUCCUGUUCCUCCUCAGAGGUCUGUUCCCUCUCCAACACCAGCAGCUCAUGGAGGCAGAGGUGCUGCGCCAAUGUUCACUUCACCUUCAAGCAAUGAGAGUAACAGAGAGAAAAACAUCAAAAUAUUUAAACCUCCUAUAGAUCGAACCAAAAAGCCCCCACUGAAUAGAUCUGGGCCACCAUUUGACAGAGACCUACUAGGAGGAGCCAAAAGAGGAAUGCGUUCCGAAAUGUCUUUGACACCACAGCUCAGAUCUCUGGGAGAAGAGCUGGCAAAGAUACAAAAGCCUCCUGUGCCAUCAAAUGAAAAGCACGAAAAACAUAAUCCUGCCUCUAGAUGGAUGCCACCACCCAUACAGAACAGCCAGGCAUCUGAAAGAAAGGUAGAAGUGGAAGAUGUCAAUGUUCCUCAAAGACCAGUUCCUCAGCCACCUUCACAAUUCUUUAAUACAUUCCCUUCCAGAACCACUAAACAGAGCCCUUUGCCUCCUAAGAGUAUACCUGAUGCAUAUCCAGAAAGCACUGUUUCAUCAAGUGGAUCACUACCAUCACGCCUUCAGCCAAGCAGCAUCUGCAGAACCUUUUCCAAAGGCAAAACAGACAGCAGACCACCACUGCCAAUCCCAAACAGACAAACUACACGAGUACCCAACAUCGAAUAUGAAAAGGAGCAAGAAUUCCACAAGGCCUCUCUAAAUCAUAAAUGGUAUGCUGCUGAUAUCACCCGGACAGAAGCAGAAGUUGCACUUAGAACCAUAAACCAGGAUGGCACUUUCUUAGUAAGAAACAGCUCAAGAAAAACUCACGAACAACCCUAUGUCUUGAUGGUGUUGUACAAUGACAAAGUAUACAAUCUUCAGAUACGAUACCACUUGGAAGAUCAAGUAUACUUCUUAGGAACUGGCCUGAGGGGAAAUGAGGAUUUUACUUCAGUGGGCGAUAUCAUUGAUUACUACAGAAAAGCACCUCUUCGACUUAUAGAUGGAAAGGACCGAGGCUCAAGGCAGCAGUGUACAUUAACAUAUGCCGCUGGAACUCAUUAGAAGAAU
Euleptes europaea (tarantolino) is the source of this 1608-nucleotide messenger RNA. It is a transcript of the gene LCP2, whose product is annotated as lymphocyte cytosolic protein 2. Gene Ontology annotation, biological process: intracellular signal transduction; cell surface receptor protein tyrosine kinase signaling pathway. Bases 16 to 1602 code for a protein of 528 amino acids. Lineage: Eukaryota; Metazoa; Chordata; Lepidosauria; Squamata; Sphaerodactylidae. The transcript is spliced from 21 exons. Gene Ontology annotation, molecular function: protein binding. The record is from RefSeq and is a predicted model, not a curated record.